Fusarium poae is the source of this 1275-nucleotide messenger RNA. RefSeq lists its product as uncharacterized. Gene Ontology annotation, cellular component: chromatin. Lineage: Eukaryota; Fungi; Ascomycota; Sordariomycetes; Hypocreales; Nectriaceae. Gene Ontology annotation, molecular function: zinc ion binding; DNA-binding transcription factor activity, RNA polymerase II-specific; RNA polymerase II cis-regulatory region sequence-specific DNA binding. The record is from RefSeq and is a predicted model, not a curated record. Bases 1 to 1275 code for a protein of 424 amino acids. The transcript is spliced from 2 exons. Gene Ontology annotation, biological process: regulation of transcription by RNA polymerase II; DNA-templated transcription.
AUGCUACUGGACGAACCUAUAGAUUACGAAACUACUGAGAGCGAUUUCCAAUUUCACAACAUCUUCAACCCUCCUAGUACCGCGACCAAUACCCUCACAUCACGAGUUACAGCUCUAUCAAGCAACAUUCAAAACAUGGUCACCAACAAGCCUCAUUUGAAAGAAGGACUAGACCACAGCUUCCAAAGAGAGUUCUUUACCAUUUCUCAUUUUCAAAACGCAUUCAUUAUCUUCUUUCGUCGAAGGCACUACCACAGGCCUCCGAUCCACUGGCCGACUUUCGAUCUGGAUAGAAUUGCACCUCAUUUGCUGUUGGCUGCCGUACUUACUGGAACCGCCUAUCUUCAAUAUCUCGACCACUCAUCUCAGAGCCCCCUCACUGUACCUUUAUUAGAGAUUGCAGAAAAGUACAUCUUCAAAGAGUUGAAAAGGCUGGCUGAUGAGAACAUCACGCCACUUGCAUCAAGUCACAUGCUUGAAGUGUGUCAAGCUGCAAUUCUAAUGAACAGUCUUCAGGGCAGCACAAAUCAUAUCGAAGGUCGUCGCAGAGUUGCUAGCAAGCGAAUUCCAACGUUAGUUGCUGCUUUAAGGAAGUCUGGCGUGGUGGGACUUAAGCAUGAACCAUAUCAAGGAGAGAUGGACUGGAACGAGUUCAUACAUCGGGAGACUUGCAUCAGAGUUGUUUCGUGGACAUUCAUCAAUGAUUCACUCAUGAGUUUUCUUUGCAAUCACCCACCAGCCAUGACCAUGAAAGAGAUGACUGGACAUAUUCCUUGCCGGAGCCAGUUGUGGGAAGCAGAUUCAAACGCCUCUUUUCAAAAACAUAUACACAACGAAGCAAGACUGUACCCAUCGAGCUACCUUGAAGCUGUGUCUGGACUACUUGCGGAAGAUUGGACAUGCUCAACAAAGGAGUCUUUUGGAAGAUUGGACAUUGCAGAUUUGUCAUUCAUCAACGGAGGUCUCAUGCGUCAUGUGUUUCACUGUCGUACAUCAGUGGUAACGCCCGAUUACUCUGCCAUGGUCCUGCGCGCACUUGACAGAUGGGAUACUCUUUGGAUAGACGCUUUUGCGCGGAUACCCGAAAGUGAACGAAAAUGGCUCGGUAUUGCGAGGCAUUAUCCAGAGGUGGUGGCUUUGUCGAGACGAGCCAUUGAGCUUAGCGGAACUAAAGAAGCAGAGAAUUCUGCCUAUCUGCAGUGUAUUGCUACAUACGACACUGCCAUUUUUCAUGAAUUCGUUCAGAAGUAUGGACUGCGAGAGACUGCAACGUGA